This is a messenger RNA of Solanum dulcamara, 641 nucleotides long. Its product is annotated as probable histone H2AXb. The coding region runs from base 64 to 507 and encodes 147 amino acids. Gene Ontology annotation, cellular component: nucleosome. The transcript is spliced from 4 exons. Gene Ontology annotation, molecular function: structural constituent of chromatin; protein heterodimerization activity; DNA binding. Lineage: Eukaryota; Viridiplantae; Streptophyta; Magnoliopsida; Solanales; Solanaceae. The record is from RefSeq and is a predicted model, not a curated record.
GAAAAACAGCAGCGUACAAAUUUAGAGCUAGAAUUAGGGGUUUCUGUUUCAUCCAAAAAAAAAAUGAGUUCCGGCGGUGGAUCAGGCAAGGGCGGCGCCGGUAGAGGCAAGCCAAAGGCAUCGAAAUCGGUGUCUAGGUCUUCAAAGGCGGGUCUCCAAUUUCCCGUCGGAAGGAUUGCCCGUUUCCUUAAGAAUGGAAAAUAUGCUGAACGUGUGGGAGCUGGUGCACCAGUUUAUCUGUCGGCUGUUCUUGAAUACCUCGCCGCUGAGGUGUUGGAGUUGGCUGGAAAUGCAGCAAGGGAUAACAAGAAGAAUCGUAUAGUGCCAAGGCACAUUCAGUUGGCUGUGAGGAAUGACGAGGAGCUGAGCAAGCUUUUGGGACAUGUUACAAUUGCUAAUGGAGGUGUCUUGCCCAACAUUCACCAGAAUCUGUUGCCUAGAAAGGCUGGCUCAGUUUUGUUCCAGCAGAGUUGCAUUAACAUCAAGCAUACUGCAUUUCAUCCAUAAGUUUGCUAUGUGAAACACCUGAAUUUCAAGCAUACUGACCAGGAAAUAAGUGUCAAAUCCAGGUGUUGGAGUUGGCUGGAAAUGCAGCAAGGGAUAACAAGAAGAAUCGUAUAGUGCCGAGGCACAUUCAGAUG